GAGGUGGCGAGUGGAGCCCGGGUGGGAAGGACUUGACCCGCGCCCGCUGUUGGCCGCGCUCGGUGUCCCCGGAGUUGGGGGCUGUGCGGGUGGCUGGGCCCCGACCUUACCCCGACUUUUACCCCGAAUCCCACCCCCACCUCAUUCUCACACCUCCAACCACACCUCCAUCCCCACCUCUGGCCCCCCCUCCGACCCCACCCACCACCACCACCCCCACCUGCCACCCCCACCGCCACCUCUACGCCCCCAAUCUCCCACCCCACCACUCCAACAAGCCCACCUCCCUCAGCCUUGACCUUCCACUCCUCCCGCCCCGCGGGCCCCACCCCGCCACCCCCGCCCACCCCUCUCGCGGGCGGAGCGGCUCUUGGCCUUUUUUGGGCGUCUCCCUGCUCCGCGGCCCGGGCUGGCGGGCGGCCGCUCGGCUGGCGGCUGCGGCGGUAGAGGGAGACCCGCGGCGACCCCGGGCUCGGCGUCGCUGCCACCAUGACGGGAAGCAACAUGUCGGACGCCUUGGCCAACGCUGUGUGCCAGCGCUGCCAGGCCCGCUUCACCCCUGCCGAGCGCAUCGUCAACAGCAACGGGGAGCUGUACCAUGAGCACUGCUUCGUGUGCGCCCAGUGCUUCCGGCCCUUCCCCGAGGGGCUCUUCUACGAGUUUGAAGGCCGGAAGUACUGCGAACACGACUUCCAAAUGCUGUUUGCUCCGUGCUGCGGAUCUUGUGGUGAGUUCAUCAUUGGCCGCGUCAUCAAGGCCAUGAACAACAACUGGCACCCGGGCUGCUUCCGCUGCGAGCUAUGUGACGUGGAGCUGGCUGACCUGGGCUUCGUGAAGAACGCCGGCAGGCAUCUCUGCCGGCCUUGCCACAACCGUGAGAAGGCCAAGGGCCUGGGCAAGUACAUCUGCCAGCGGUGCCACCUGGUCAUCGACGAGCAGCCCCUCAUGUUCAGGAGCGACGCCUACCACCCCGACCACUUCAACUGCACCCACUGUGGGAAGGAGCUGACGGCCGAGGCCCGAGAGCUGAAGGGUGAGCUCUACUGCCUGCCCUGCCAUGACAAGAUGGGCGUCCCUAUCUGCGGGGCCUGCCGCCGGCCUAUCGAGGGCCGUGUGGUCAAUGCACUGGGCAAGCAGUGGCACGUGGAGCACUUUGUCUGCGCCAAGUGUGAGAAGCCAUUCCUGGGGCACCGGCACUACGAGAAGAAGGGCCUGGCCUACUGCGAGACCCACUACAACCAGCUUUUCGGGGACGUCUGCUACAACUGCAGCCACGUGAUCGAAGGCGAUGUGGUGUCAGCCCUCAACAAGGCCUGGUGUGUGAGCUGCUUCUCCUGCUCCACCUGCAACAGCAAGCUCACCCUGAAGAACAAGUUUGUGGAGUUCGACAUGAAGCCCGUGUGUAAGAGGUGCUACGAGAAGUUUCCGCUGGAGCUGAAGAAGCGGCUGAAGAAGCUGUCGGAGCUGACCUCGCGCAAGGCCCAGCCCAAGGCCGCGGACCUCAGCUCCGCCUGAAGACCCAGCGCCCCUGCCGGGCUGCGCCUCGGCCCCUCUGCCUUCUUGCCUCCUGCUGCCCACGCGUGGCCCCUCGUCCCCGUCCGCCUGCGGCCCUCCGCCUCUCACCCUCCCCUUCUCUUUCCCCUUCGCCGCCUCCCUUCCUGUUCUCAGCUCUGCCGUCCCCAGGUCUCGCCUCUCCUUGGCUGUGGCUUCUCUCUGUGAGGAAGGCAGGAGCCGGGGAGUGGGAGCCUGUGACGGGCUGGGCCACGUCUGACAGCCACGUCCGCCUGUGCCUACAGCUUCCGCCCACAGACCUCCAGGGACAGGAGCAAACUGCAUCACAGCUCCUGACCUGGCCUGGCCUGGCCCUGCCCAGGUGGCUUGGUAGCGCAUGCCAUCCUGUGUGAGCCUCUGCCCCAGAGCGGCCCCGCUAAGUACAUGUGGCUCCUGGGCUACCCACGGCCAGGGCAGCCUGCGGGAGCCACAGGGCCAGGGCCACGCAGAUGGAGGCCUCUGGGAGCCAUCCUCAUCCCUCACCACUCGCUCAACCAGUGGCACAGUGUCCCUGUGCCCACACCGAGCCACCAAGUCCUCUGUCCACACCCACAAGCUACCUGGAGGGAGAGGACCCACCUCCAUCCCUCAGAAGGCCUUCCUGGAAUCCCACCUUGGCCACCCACCCGGGUUCCCCCUCCCCCACCUCGGGACCUGUGUUGAGCCUUUGAGUGGGGCCAGGGUCCAGGAGGUGGGGGGGGGUCAGAGGCGGCUCAUUCCCACCUCCAGGGAGGACACUUCGUCUGCGGCCAGUGCAGACCUGGCGCAGGGCUCACGCUUGCACAAUGAAGGCUUGUUCACACAACCGCA
Molecule: messenger RNA, 2361 nt
Organism: Cebus imitator (Panamanian white-faced capuchin)
Lineage: Eukaryota; Metazoa; Chordata; Mammalia; Primates; Cebidae
Gene: LIMS2
Product: LIM zinc finger domain containing 2
Exons: 10
Coding region: 490-1515 (341 amino acids)
Biological process (GO): positive regulation of integrin-mediated signaling pathway; cell-cell junction organization; positive regulation of substrate adhesion-dependent cell spreading
Cellular component (GO): cytoplasm; focal adhesion; cell-cell junction
Source: RefSeq, a predicted model, not a curated record